AGAUCUUUCUAAAAUGAAGAAACCUCUUAAUGAAAUAAGAAUGACUGAUUUCUUUCUUGAUAAUGUAACUGGUGAUUUGUACAGUUUCAAUUAUGAUACUGAAGAAUGGGUAAGUAAGGGAAAUGCAGGUUUACAUAGUAGAAGAUCAGCUGAAGAAUUUAAAACAAUUGGCAAAUAUAUUGUAAAGGCUCCACAAUAUAAAGUAUCAAGAAUGAAAGAAAUUGAUUAACUUUAUUUUUCAAAAGAAACUGAGAUUGUUUGUUCUUUAAGAAAGAAUUCUAUGCAUAAUUAUUUAUUUAAUGGUUUGCCAUUUGAAUUUGUUGUUCCAUUUAAGAAUUCAUGGGAUGUUCAUCCAUUCAAUUUUGUAAAUCCAAAGAAGACAUUUCAAACUUUGGCUGAUUGUGAAAAAGGUUUAAUUACUUAAUUUAUUAAUAGGACCACUUAUAAUAUAAGUUUCAGACAAUAUUAUAGCAACAUAAUUCUCUAUACGUUCUAAAUACAAGGAAACAGUUUAAAUAAUGCGUAAUUUUAUGGGAUAUUAAUUAAGUAUAUUAUAUUAAUAGUUUUAUAAUAGCCAAAUUAUGUUCUGGAAGGGCAUAAACAAUUCCUAUUGAAAUUGCUUCAAUCAAAUAGAAUGAUAAUGCUAUGGAUAUUUAUUUGGAACAUUUAGGUCGUACUAAAUAUCAUAAUUAAAAAACUAUUAAAUUUAAUGUUAUUACAGAAUUUCAUCAUGCAGGAUUUGCUGCUAAGAAAUCUAAUCAAUUAGAUGUUGUAGUGAAUAAUGCUAUUGGAAAAAGAAAAUUUAAAUAAACAAUUUAAAAAUUGAAUCCAAAAGAGUUAGACAGAUUAUUAGAAUAAGUAAAUAUAAAAAUUAUUAGUAAUUAGAAUUCUUCGAUUUCAUAUCAACCUUCUUAAGUUGAUAAAAAUCAUUAACCAAAUAUAUAUAGUAUAUAGCCAUAACAUAAUGUUGAAGAAUAAACUUUGAUAUUCAAUAAAACAGGUGCUGAGAUUAUUUAAUUUCUCCAUCCAUCUAUUGAUAAAAAUAUUUUUCCUAAUCCAAAACCUCUCUGGGUUCCUGGCUACUUGUCUCAAAGUCGAUUACAAAAAAGUUAAUUGAAAUAAACCCAAAAUACAAUUGGGGAAGAGGUUUAAUCGACUCCUUUCUUAACAGAGUAAAAGUAGAUUAUUACUCCCAAGAUACCUAGGACUGCUUCAUAACCUCAUUUUAGAGUAAUAUAAAAAGAUAAAUGGAUAACAAAUAAGAACUUUAAAGUCUGA
Messenger RNA from Paramecium primaurelia, 1278 nucleotides. The record is from the annotation of a GenBank genome assembly. Lineage: Eukaryota; Ciliophora; Oligohymenophorea; Peniculida; Parameciidae.